Triplophysa dalaica is the source of this 7285-nucleotide messenger RNA. Its product is annotated as adhesion G protein-coupled receptor L1-like. The transcript is spliced from 26 exons. Gene Ontology annotation, molecular function: G protein-coupled receptor activity; latrotoxin receptor activity; carbohydrate binding. Bases 1381 to 5886 code for a protein of 1501 amino acids. Gene Ontology annotation, cellular component: axon; presynaptic membrane; postsynaptic density. The record is from RefSeq and is a predicted model, not a curated record. Gene Ontology annotation, biological process: cell surface receptor signaling pathway; heterophilic cell-cell adhesion; adenylate cyclase-activating G protein-coupled receptor signaling pathway. NCBI's taxonomy places the organism in Eukaryota, Metazoa, Chordata, Actinopteri, Cypriniformes, Nemacheilidae.
UUCUCUGCGUUAAGAUCUUAUGGUCACGCCUGCCGCAUCCAGCGCAAACGGGAAUAACAUUUCUCCUCGGGCACGCAUUCGUGAUGAAGUGAAGCGUUGGUGUUCGCUUAAUAAUUUGUUUGAAACACCAGCCGGUGUUGUUUCGUUCUCGAGGCAGAAUCAUUGCCGUGUGUCCCUAUUGUGUGCAGCGGCAGAAUCCAUCUUCCAUUGAUCUGUUGAUAUCUUUUGGAUCUUCUGCAUCUCUCAGCCGCGCGCUUUUAUACACGAGCGUAACAUCUGGCCGCGCUCGCGAGCUCUUCUCGUCAGAACUCAGCCGAAUCGAUCGUGUUUUUGAAAGAGGAAUUCGCUUGUAAUACACGAUGACCGCGGACGUUAAUUUGUUUUAUGUAAGUAGAUAUAAAGGCCAAAUGAUGUUUCUAGUCAUCGCGUAAAUGCGCUAUUUAUUCGUCAGCCAUCGAUAUUUGCAGGCCGUGGGUUUUUUCACGGUUGCUCAUGAGGGGUUUCUAGGGUCGUUAUCGGGGAUGCUGUUGAUUAUUUCUUUCAUAUUAUACGGAUGAGAUCCGUGUUUCUCGCGUGGACGGGGAGCGGCAUUUUUGCGUUCGCAUCCAUUGACGCAAAUAAUUUUACCUCAGCUGAGUCUUGUAAAUAUUGUAAAUUGUUUUUUUUUGGUUUCUUAUGAAAAUAAGCAGUGUACCUGAAAGGGGUUGUGUGUCGUGGAGGGGAGCGGCACCAGGCAGGAUUUGAUGACGCAAAUCUUUUUACCUCAUCUCAUUUUCCCCUUAUAAUCAUUAUUUUAGGCCUAGUUUGUAAUUUCGACCGAAAGUCCUCCGUUCGUCAGAAGAGGCUCAUCCUCGGCUCAUUGCAAUACCCUUGACGAUCAACAGUUCAUCCCUCGAACGCGAUUACACAUGUCCGCAAAUCAGCACGAUUGAUCAGGAACGGUUCGUCAUAAUCGAACCGAAUUAUCUGUGUUCCGGUCGCGGUGACUAAUAAACCGAGUCGGUAACGGACGCUUAAUGUUGCGUUGUGAUUCGUCUCAUCGACGGGCAUCAGGGGACUGUGUUCAUAUUGGAUUAUACCAUUCUCUGUUUUAAUUCUUCCUCCUACGUGUAACGCUCCGAAGACGAUCUUUAGUUUGAGUAUUUUGCUCGUGACAUUAUGUUCGGCCCGUUUAUUCGCCUGGAAGAUGGCAGCUGAUUAAAUUUUAAUCUUGAUGCAUUCUGGCGACACGGGAGGAGAAGAGGAGAGAAGAUUGAAUCGGGGAGGAGUGGAGAGAGGAGAGGAUGUAGGCUGGUGGAUACGGCAAUAGCUGAAGGAUAAACUAACUUUAGAGGGAGAUUGUUCUGCCCCUUCCACCUUGUCCGUUCCUCUAUUGUUACCAUGGCGCUGUCACCUUGGUUACUGUGGAUGUGUCCAGUGUUGCUUAGCAACAUUGCUCCCUCCGAACAAGGUCUGAGCAGGGCAGCGAUGCCUUUCGGCCUCAUGAGGCGAGAGCUGGCGUGUGAGGGAUAUCCCAUUGAGCUGCGUUGUCCAGGAAGUGAUGUCAUCAUGAUCGAAACGGCCAACUACGGGCGCACGGAUGACAAGAUCUGUGACGCCGACCCCUUUCAGAUGGAGAAUGUGCAGUGCUACCAGCCGGACGCGUUUAAGAUCAUGUCACACAGGUGUAAUAACAGGACUCAGUGUGUGGUGGUCGCCGGGGCAGAUGUGUUUCCUGACCCGUGUCCAGGCACAUACAAAUAUUUGGAGAUCCAGUAUGAAUGUGUUCCUUACAAAGUGGACCAAAAAGUUUUUGUUUGUCCCGGAACGUUAAUGGGAGUGUUGGAGCCCAGUUCAGUGCGAGAGGCGGAGCAUCAGUCAGGGGCGUGGUGUAAGGACCCUCUGCAGGCCGGCGAUAGGCUUUACGUGAUGCCGUGGACACCGUAUCGAACAGACAUGCUGUAUGAAUACGCCUCCUGGGACGAUUACAUCCAAAACAGAAUCACCACCACCUACAAGUUGCCGAGUCGAGUGGACGGCACAGGUUUCGUCGUGUACGACGGGGCCGUGUUCUACAAUAAGGAACGCACGCGUAACAUCGUGAAAUACGACCUGCGGACGCGCAUCAAGAGCGGAGAGGCCAUUAUCGGAACUGCAAACUAUCACGACACAUCGCCGUACCGCUGGGGUGGGAAGUCAGACAUCGACCUGGCUGUGGAUGAACACGGCCUCUGGGUCAUAUACGCUACUGAAGCCAACAGCGGCCGUCUGGUUGUUAGCCAGGUGAACCCGUACACUCUGCGCUUCGAGGGAACGUGGCAGACGAGUUUCGAGAAGCGCAUGGCGUCGGAAGCGUUCGUGGCUUGUGGCGUCUUGUACGCCGUGCGUUCGGUAUACCAGGAUGAUGACAGCGAGGCAGGCGGAGAUCUGAUCCUGUAUGCUUACGACACGCGGCAAAACCGAGAGGAGCCGGUCAGGAUCCCGUUCCCCAACCCUUACCAGCACAUCUCCUCCAUCAGCUACAAUCCCAGAGACAACCAGCUGUACGUCUGGAACAACUACAUCGUCCUGCGAUACCCGCUGGAGUUCAGCCCUCCACAACCCACCACAGAUCCUCUGUCCACAUCUCUCCUCUCCACCACUUCUCUGAACUCUCUCUCCUCCACGGCGUCGAUGGCCCUCAGUCCCACAUCUGUGCCAUCUGUGACCUUUCAUCCAGUGGGGGCGAUCAACAGGGCUCCCGCCGGGCGACCCAUCACAGCGACGGUACCGGUAACCGUAAGGCCUCCCCGACGGCCACAGGGUCCGCACACACCCAUGUGUGAGGGACGGGUGACCCGCGGGGUCCAAUGGCCCCCCACUCAUCGAGGGGAAACCGUGGAGAGACCCUGUCCCAAAGGAUCGCUCGGUAUAGCAUCAUAUCAGUGUUUGGCUGAUGAGGUGAAAUGGAACCCAAGAGGUCCUGACCUCAGCAACUGCACCUCACCGUGGGUCAACCAGGUCGCUCAAAAGAUCAAGAGUGGAGAGAACGCCGCACAUGUCGCUUCUGUGCUUGUCAAUCACACUCGUGGGCGGAUCUAUGCCGGUGAUGUCACUUCCUCUGUGCGUCUAAUGGAGCAGCUGUUGGAUAUCCUGGACUCACAGUUACAGGCUCUCCGACCCGGAAACAAAGAGUCGGCAACACGCACCUACAACAAGCUGCAGAAGAGAGAGAGGACGUGCAGAGCCUUUAUUCAGGCGGUGGUUCAGACGGUGGAUAAUCUGCUGCGUUUGGAGGCGCUGGAGUCGUGGCAGGACAUGAACAGCACUGAACAAUCUCACGCUGCGACCAUGCUGCUGGACGUCAUGGAGAAAGGAGCCUUCCUAUUGGCUAAUAACCUGUACGGUGGCCACUUCAGCGACCGUGCGCCCAACAUCGAUCUGGAGGUGUAUGUGCUGAACACAGAGAUGGAGUUGAAAGAUCUGUCGUUUCCCAACACCUACGAUAGCGACAGCACCAUCCAUGUGUCCUCAUCCACAAUCAAACAAUACAGCCGCAACGGUCAGGUGAAGGUUGUUUUUACUCUCUACAAGAACCUGGGCCUGUUUCUGUCCACUCAAAACGCCACGGUGAAGACGGGCGGCGAGAUGAAAUCCGGCGGACACAGUCUGGCCGUCAACUCGCACAUCAUCUCUGCGUCCAUGAACAAAGAGUCGAGCCGAGUGUUUCUGACCGAGCCUGUUGUGUUUACUCUACGACACCUGCAGCUGGAGAAUCACUUCAGCCCCAACUGUUCCUUCUGGAAUUACUCGGAGCGCUCGAUGAAGGGUCAGUGGUCGUCUCAGGGCUGUAGGCGUCUACACAGUAACAACACACACACCACCUGUGCCUGCUCACAUCUCACCAACUUCGCUGUGCUUAUGAACCACCAGCAGCCUGCUUAUCCGGGUGGUGUGCAGGGAUUGAUUCUCUUCGUCAUCACGUGGGUGGGGAUGGUGAUCUCUCUGGUGUGUUUGGCUCUGUGUAUCUCCACCUUCUGCUGCCUGCGGGGCCUCCAGAGCGACCGCACAACCAUACACAAGAACCUGUGCCUCACCCUCUUCAUCUCACAGCUGCUCUUCCUCAUCGGCAUGGAUAAAACACACUACACGGUUGUGUGUCCCGUGCUGGCCGGUCUUCUUCAUUUCUUCCUGCUGUCAGUGUUCUGCUGGCUCUGUAUGGAGACGGUCCAGCUGUACGUUCUCAUGGUGGAGGUGUUUGAAAGCGAGACGUCUCGUCGUAAAUACUAUUACCUCACUGCUUACGGCUUCCCCACGCUGGUAGUGGCCAUCUCCACAGCCAUCGACUACAGGAGCUACGGAGGAACUAAAGCUUGUUGGCUGCGGGUGGAUAACUAUUUCAUCUGGACAUUCAUUGGCCCCGCCUCUCUUGUUAUCCUGCUGAACCUGGUGGUGUUGGUCAUCACUAUACACCGCAUGCUCAGACAUUCCACCGUACUGAAGCCAGACUCCAGCCGAUUCGACAACAUCAAGUGUUGGACGCUCAGCUCCGUCACUCUUCUCUUACUCGUCUCUCUCACGUGGAUUUUUGGCCUGUUGUUUAUUAAUGACAACAGUGUUGUGAUGGCGUACCUCUUCACCUCCUUCAACGCUUUACACGGCAUGUUCAUCUUCCUCCUCCACUGCGCUCUGCAGAAGAAGGUGCAGAAAGAAUACAGCAAGUGUUUGCGACAGUCGCCCUGCUGUGGCCACGCCUCCUCGACCGGUUCACAUGGUUCCCUCAAGAACUCCGCCCACCGUAGCAACAACCGCUACUACGGCGGUAGCCAAUCACGGCAUGCACCGGCGCAAAGACAGAGUCGUAUCAGGAGGAUGUGGAACGACACUGUUCGACGACAGACGGAGUCAUCCUUCAUGACAGCAGAGAUCAACAACACACACACACUGACCAGAGGCACUAUGGGUAAUCACCUCCUGGCCAAUCCGAUGCUGCAGAGCCGCUCUAGCUCCUCCCCUUACAACACCUUACUGGCUGAAACAUUCAACCCCCCCUCACCAGCAGUGUUCAAUGCCACAGGCACGUUCAGAAACUCAAAGGGCACUCUGUCACGCAGUCGUGAGUCUUGUGGAUUGGAGGGAGUUCGACUGAAUGGGAACUACAACAAUAGCUACUCGCUGCACGGAGGAAGCGCUGAUCUACUGGGGGGCGUUCCCGUGGGAUCCGGAGGCGUGUCCGGAGAGGUUAGCCCUGCCCUUCUGACACCCAGAGGGGCAGAGCCUAACAGCGGCCUGCGGCGAAACCUUUCCGACGCCGCAGCGCUGGAGAAGAUGAUCAUAUCGGAGCUGGUGCAGAGCAACCUGCGGCCCACCGCCGAUCGUUACGGCAACGGAACCGGCUCUACGAUGCACCGGCAAGAGUACGCCACCACGACGAGUCACCGAGAGCCUCCGCAGCGUCCGCUGCCCCGCCCUCCUCCCCCACCCCCGCAGGACGAGGAGGAGUUACUUUACAAAGCGCUGGAAAAGCCCCGCCUGCCGGACAAACCCCGCAUACCCGACAAACCCCGCCUGCCGGAAAAACCACGUCUCUUGGAGCACGCUCAGUCGGUGUUCUACCAGAGCGAGGAGGACUCGGAGAGCUUCUCGGCAGAAAUCACCGACGCCGUUUGCGGGGCGGGACCCGACUCCGCCUCUCUGUACAUGCGGGACAGGGAUUCGUCCUAUCCCGACAGCAGUCCCGAAGCACUGGGGCCGGAACCGCACUCAACGCUCCCGCCAGACGAGUUGUACUUCAGCGCGGGGCGCCAGGCUCACGUCUCUGCGUUUUACCAGCCUCCUGUGCGCCGGGCCGCCGACGAGAGCCGUGCACAGCUGCAGCCGUCGCAGGGAGAAAACGAUGGACAGAUGCAGCUGGUGACGAGUCUGUGACUAGGGCGAUGGUGACCAGGACACGCAGAUCUGGAGGAGGACAAUGAGGACGGACAUCAUCAUCGCCAACAUCAUCAUCGUCGUCGCAAUUAGUAAAUCAACAACAAACAAGAACAUGCCACAGUUCAACUGUAUCUUUAAAUGAAGAAAACAAGGCUUAAGCACGUUCCCCCGAAACACACAAAAGAUGGCAGACUCGUUUAUUCUAAACAACUUACAGUGAAUUCAGGCUUUACAUUACUUAUCAGCGUUUUAAAGCUACAAUCCGUAACUAUUUAAUUAUUUGGUUAAAAACAAACAAAAAUCAGUGUUGACGUCCCCUUACCUCGAUUUACAAGAGCAAGCUUUUAAUAAGGAUUUAAAUCGAGCUGUUCGGUACGAAUUUGUAGGAAAUCUCAGUUUGAUGUAACCCGCAUAAAGAUUGCACCUAAAGGAUCGAGAUACUGCCGUAUGCAUGUAGUUUGUGUAUUUUCUAAUGCAUUGAUUAGAGAUAAAGGAUUCUUGUUUAUGCUAUGAAACAGUUUUAAACGGAACCCCAAAUAGACUUCAGACAAGAUGAUGAUAAUGAUGAUGUUGGCUUCCUCCUCCACGUCUCUGUUUCCCGGUCACCUGCACACCCACCCUGAUCAUCUCACCGCCAUUCACACGCAUCGUUCUUCUCAACCUCCCCUUCCUUUACAUUCUCCAACCAUUCAUCAUGUCCAUCUCCUAAAGUCAGCCGACACCAGUCCGAGGUGGUUAUCUGCUCCCAAGAACGCCGCCAAACACCGGCAGACCACCUCAGGCCGGAUCCUUCCGCUGGGUCUUUCUUGCUUUUCAGGGUGGUGUGUCCAAAGAGUGUCUUAACUUCACACCAGACACUGCAGCUCUCACACUGUACAUGCCAAAAAUCCACACGUAUCAUAGAGGUCAAAGGUCAUGAGUGUCUGUCGUCAUCACUGGGUCCAGUGGUUUUAAUCAGACUGUUUUGUCGGUGGUGUGGCCUACAAGAGACAAUGAAAGGAAAAAUGUUGUGCCACCUGCCCAGACACAGACCAAUCGUCUUCUGCCGUGUCAAACACAUCGACCAAUCGUCUUUUUAAGGAGUUGGGCUCAGUGCCCCUCCCUCUUCCCGUGUUUGAGUAGAUCGAUGACAGUCAGAGUGCGACGUUCAACAACGAAAUGAACGUCGCCUGGAACGCUGUGUAAAUAGACAAGAGAGACGUCGCGUCUCUGGACGAGCUUCUCUUCACUUCUCGAUUCAUGAUCGAAAAACGUCGUAACGAAUCCGUAGAUGAACUGACGGCACUAUCUCUCUCUCUCUCUCUUUGUCCGUUUCUGUCUGUCUCGCUCUCUCUGAGUGUUUCAUGUAAAAAGAUAAGAAAUGUUUUUUAAUCAAAAUAAAACAAAGCGAACUGAA